GCCCUUUGGGUAAGGGAGGAGGAAGCCGGAGAGCGCGCUUUGCCUGAGCCGGCCCGAGAGCGGCUGAGCAGGGUGUGUGGGGCGUCAGCGCGAUGGCUCCGGCUGUGGACCGCAAAGGCUAUUGGGGCCCCACGACCUCCACAUUGGACUGGUGUGAGGAGAACUAUGUGGUGACCUUGUUCGUCGCUGAGUUCUGGAAUACAGUGAGUAACCUGAUUAUGAUCAUACCUCCAAUUUUUGGUGCAAUUCAAGGCAUUAGAGACAGACUGGAGAAGCGGUACAUUGCUGCUUACUUAGCACUCACAGUGGUAGGAAUGGGAUCCUGGUGUUUCCACAUGACUCUGAAAUAUGAAAUGCAGCUGUUGGAUGAGCUCCCCAUGAUUUACAGCUGCUGCAUAUUUGUAUACUGCAUGUUUGAGUGUUUCAAGACAAAGAGCUCAAUAAACUACCAUCUUCUUUUUACCCUAUUUCUAUACAGUUUAACAGUAACUACGAUUUACCUAAAAGUCAAAGAACCUAUAUUCCAUCAGGUCAUGUAUGGAAUGUUGGUCUUUACAUUAGUACUUCGUUCUAUUUAUAUUGUUACAUGUGUAUCUCCAGAGUCUUGUCUGUACUGAGCAUGAAUGGACCAUGUGCUGAUGAAGUUCUUGCUCUCUCCUUCGCGCCCUGCUACCUGGAUAACCAAAGACAUUCAUUUCACCCUACUGAAGAAUUUUGCUUUGUACUUCUUCUGAGAACUGAAGAUUUGCCAUGGGUUUAUCCAUGGCUUAGAGGACUAGGUUAUACAUCCUUAACUGUCUUUUUAUUGGGGUUUUUAUUGUGGAAUAUAGAUAACAUCUUUUGUGAUUCACUGAGGAACUUUCGAAAGAGAGUGCCCCCCGUCCUAGGUGUUACAACACAGUUUCAUGCAUGGUGGCAUAUUCUAACUGGCCUGGGUUCUUAUCUUCACAUCCUUUUCAGUUUAUAUACAAGAACACUUUACCUGAGGUACAGGCCAAAAGUGAAGUUUCUCUUUGGAAUCUGGCCAGCAGUCAUGUUUGAACCUCAGAGGAAGCACUGAUGAAUUAUUCUACCAAGAAAAUAAAAAACACCUACUGUAUGUAGUUCUGCCAAGAUGGUCAAGAACCCCCCAAAGACUUGUACAUUUGAAGACACCAUGCCCAUCACAAGAGAUGAAUGACUCAGCCUGAAUGACCCAGCCAUAGAGAAUGGGCAAUUGGCCUGUUGGGUAUUUAGCUCCUGGCUUUAUCUCGUUUGCCCUGGACCUAAGAUGCUUAGAGAAAAACAGAAAGUGUAUAUUUAUAUUCUAGAAUGGUGGAGAAUUUGGGCUUUUCUUAACAGGUUAACAGUUUGUGCUGGUCAUUCAUGGAAAAUUAAUAUUUUUUUCUUUUUUUACAAGAGUUGCAUGUUAAUUGUAUCUUUAUUAAUUUUUAAUUAAAUAUUGAACAAAGUCAUUAAGUACUGGCAAAAUACCAUAUCCAGAUGGUUGACUGUGAGCCAGCACUUAGCCGUGUCAUCUUUGAUUUACAUUCUUAUAUUAAUUUCACAGAUGGCUUUCCAGUAAUAAAAAAGAAAAGGUGUGGGAUUCUAGGCAGCUCCUUGCUAUCUGCCUUGGUGCUAGCUGGAGUCUUAGAAGUAAACUCUGACCUGCCAGUGAGUGGGCUCUGUUCUCAUCACAUUCAAGAUUUUGUCUUGGACUCUGUGGCCCACAGCCAAUCAAAGGGGUGGGCCAUCCAACACCCCUUCAGAAGCUUUUCCAGAACACCCGUGGAAUGUAGUCCUCUCACCAGUUAGAGGCUGUUGUUUUGCUUUCUUUGAUCUUCAAAUUAUUAUUACUAUUGUGUCUAGCAAAUUUAACUGGUAAUCUGUAAGACAACACAGUUUAAUUGACUUUAUCAGGGAAAGUUGUCAGUUUUUUAAUUUUUCCAUUAUGCAGUAUGCAUAGUGAAGCAAAUAGUUCUAAUUCGGAUUUGAAUGUAUACGAAAUUGAAUUAAUAAUCACAAACAGUAAAUGAAAGAUCAUAUGUUAUAUCUAAGCUAUGGCCCCAAAAGAAAAGUGGGGUUUUUUUCCCCAUGUGAAAUUGGUUUUUAAAAAAUUCUCAUAUUUUCAAUAUUCAUUAACAAGCUUUAGCCUGGCAGGGUGAUGCAUGUCUUUAAUCACAGCACUUGAAAGGCAGAGAUAGGCAGAUCUCUGUGAUUUUAAGGCCAGCCUGGCCUAUAUAGUUCCAGGAUAGUCAGGAAUACAUAGUGAAACUCUGUCUCAAAAAAGAAAAACAGUGUUGGUUCAUUAGUUAGCCUUGGAAUAUUUAUAAAACCAAAAAUAUUUCCUUCACCCUCUGGCUUUAGUUUUUUAAUGCCAAGUGCCAGUUUCCUUCCUUUACAUCUCAGGUGGCCAUUAGACAAACACACCUUUUAUAAAAGCAAGACAUGCCAAAACAUAAGAAGACCUUAGUUGUACUUUGAUCAUAGGCAUAGAUCAGAGUCUAGAACACAUUUACUGAAUUUUCCAGUUUCUUGUGUUCUGGAACAAGAACUGGACCAGAGACACAUGAAUGGUGAUGGAAGUAGAGACCUUCUGUUAGGAAGAAAGAAAAAUAUUCCCCAAAAUGAGAGUAUGUCUAAGGACUAAGAAAGGUCUAAGGCUGAAAAGCCUUGGACCAGAAGAGUCUCUGCUCUUUAUAGGAUCUUUGCAUAGCCUCCAUCUUUUCUGGCAAUUAGGAAGGUAGGGUUUUUUGUUUGUUUGUUUGUUUGUUUGUUUGUUUGUUUGUUUGUUUUUUAAAGCAUGCUGUUUUGUUAUGCAUAAAUCUGUUGGAAAGGUUUCCAGUCUUCCUUUGGGAUUGGCUUUUGUUUGUUUGCACUAGGAUUUCCUAUUCUCCUACCUCACUUUACCCCAUCCUAAGAGCUGUAGUUCCAAAAAUCUUUGUGAGGAGCUAAAGGAUGACUAUCUAUUUUGUAUAAUUCCCAUGUUAAUGAGGGAUGGAGUCUUUGCCAAAGAGAGUCUUUUCCUAUUUUAUCUACUGGUUGGAGAGGAGGCUGUAGAGUUUUUGUUUUAGGAGUUGCCUUGAAUCCUUGUAUCAUAAUGAUAAAUUGUACAUGAUUUUUUAAAAAAAUGUAAGAAUUUGGGCUGGAGGAGUGGUUUAGCAUUUAAGAGCACUAAUUGCUCUUACAGAAGCCUUGAGUCUGAUUCUCAGCACCCACAUUGUAGCUCACAACCAUCCAUAACUAUAGUUUCUAAGGUUCUAACAACUUCUUAUAACAUCUGCUGGCACCAGACAUGCACAUUGUACACAUACAUAUAUAAGAAAAAUAUCCAUAUACCUAAAAUAAAUAAUUUUUAAAAAUGUCAAUGUAAAAAUAAUAUGAUUAUGUCAGCCAUUAGCUCCAGAAAGGACCAGAAUCAGGAAAAGCAUAGCUAUGCUUAUGUAAAUUAUUCUGGAUAUGGUCCUUUAGGUUGUUAAAACAACAACAACCAAAACAAAAUCCACAAACAAAUAAACUGAUAGUUAUGCAUUAAAGUUGUGUCAAAAUAUGGAAAGAACAAUUUGUAGGAAAAAAAAUUCAGUAGUGGACUAGAUUAAAGAGAAGGAAGUAUGGGAUUGUAACCAUUGAGUACCAACAGUGCCAAAAGAGAACAUGAAAAGCAUAAGGCUAUAAGGACUGAUCGUUACUUUGCUUUUAAGUAAGAAGUGAAAGCAUUCUGUUUGUAGUCUGAAGAGAUCCUUUAAUUCCUUCAGCUUUUUAGUGGCUUAUACUGUAGGUCCUUUUUAUUACAUACAGAGUAAAUAUAUCUGGUCUGAUAUUGUUGCUUGAUGGUAUUAUAACUCCUAUAAUUUACAUUAGGGAAAGAAAGUUCAACUUCAAGACCUUUGGCAAAUAUAACCACCAUUCUAGAUGUAUCUCAGCCUUAACAGAAAUCUUACCUCCAUCACUUGUACACUAAGAACACUCCUAUAAAAGGAAUCAGUCCAACAGAAGAAUUCUUAGCACAGCAUUCAGAGCAUUGGAUCAACAUAGAGCAUUUUGAUGCUAUUUUAUUUUUGUUACCCCUGACUUUUAAAAAAUGAAAUAAAAUUUUAAUAUUUCACAG
Molecule: messenger RNA, 4087 nt
Organism: Mus musculus (house mouse)
Lineage: Eukaryota; Metazoa; Chordata; Mammalia; Rodentia; Muridae
Gene: Acer3
Product: alkaline ceramidase 3
Exons: 12
Coding region: 587-1060 (157 amino acids)
Biological process (GO): sphingosine biosynthetic process; myelination; ceramide metabolic process
Cellular component (GO): Golgi membrane; endoplasmic reticulum membrane; membrane
Molecular function (GO): N-acylsphingosine amidohydrolase activity; zinc ion binding; calcium ion binding
Source: RefSeq, marked validated